AAGAAGAUUAUUCUAACCUACUAAAGUCAAUGUUGGUUAAUAUCGAUAUACACACUUUUUUAUAUUCCUAUGUAAUUUUAUUCCUCUUAUUAAGAAAUAUAAAAGAUGAAUUCUGUUAGUACUAUUAGUAACAGAUUGAAGAGGUCCAUCUUUAGUCAUAUAAGAAGAUGUAUCUCUGAUGAUAGGAAACAACAAAAUGAUCUUUUUAAUGAUGAACAAUCACGACAAAAGGAAGCCGUUGGGCGAGUAGAAAAAAUUGAAAUUAGUUAUGAAGGCAUCCCUAAAAAUGAAGUACUAGUGAUGAAUAAAAAUAUAUCUACACCCUACGACUGUGCCAAACAUUUGGGUGAUCAGUUGCGUAAUAAGGCAGUUGUUGGCUUAUUAAAUGGCGAGACAUUAUGGCACAUGCACAAACCAUUACCUGAUUCUUGUAGAUUGAACUUUCUUCAUUAUCAUUCACAAAAUCCGACAUUAGUUAAUAAAACAUUUUGGAGGAGUUGUAGUUUUCUCUUGGGUGCAGUAGCGUCACAGGCAUUCAAAGAUAAUGUUAAAGUGUGUCUACAUAGUUUUCCUAGUCCAAAUGUAAAAUCUGGCAGCUUUGUAUAUGAUGUCCAGUUAGAAUUAGAUGAUUGGAAGCCAACAACUGCAGAAUUGAAAGUAUUAUCUAUAGAAAUGAUAAAGUUUUGUCAACAGGAACACCCCUUUGAAUAUUUAGACGUCUCCACUGACCUUGCAUUUGACAUUUUCAAAAAUAAUCCACACAAAUCUCAACAAAUACCCAAUAUAGCAGAACAUAACAGUGGUAAAGUAACAUUAUUUAGAGCUGGUACCCAUAUAGAUAUUUCUAAAGGUCCCAUGAUACCAAAUACCAAUCAAAUAGGUAGAAUAACAGUAGCAAAUGUAAUUAAAUUGAAUACUGAUUUUCCGGGUGGACCUAUUUAUAGAUUUCAAGGUGUUGCAUUACCAAAACCACUUGUUUUAAAUCAUUUUGCUUAUGGUAUACUUGAGGAAAGGGCAAAGUUACUGAAUCAAGCAAGAAUUCCCGGAUCACAAAUCAUUGAUAAUGAAGAUAAUACUUUUGCAGCAAACAUAUCCACAUAGAAUUGAAUGAUUUUUUUUCGGUAUAUCUUCAAUUACAAUUAUUUAUUUCUUAGUGAGUUUAUUAUAAAAAUGUUGAACCUUGAAUAAUUUGAUACAACUCAUUGUACAAUGUCAUAAAAAUGUUGAUCCUGAUAUUUUUUUUAUAUUUAAUGCAUUUACAUUAAAACACACUGUAUGUAAGGUCUCAAAUAAAACAGAUCAAACAUUCA
This is a messenger RNA of Diorhabda sublineata, 1310 nucleotides long. RefSeq names its product 39S ribosomal protein L39, mitochondrial (gene mRpL39). Gene Ontology annotation, molecular function: nucleotide binding; threonine-tRNA ligase activity. The coding region runs from base 106 to 1101 and encodes 331 amino acids. Gene Ontology annotation, cellular component: mitochondrion. The record is from RefSeq and is a predicted model, not a curated record. Gene Ontology annotation, biological process: threonyl-tRNA aminoacylation. The transcript has 5 exons. Lineage: Eukaryota; Metazoa; Arthropoda; Insecta; Coleoptera; Chrysomelidae.